This is a messenger RNA of Entrophospora sp. SA101, 360 nucleotides long. NCBI's taxonomy places the organism in Eukaryota, Fungi, Glomeromycota, Glomeromycetes, Entrophosporales, Entrophosporaceae. The record is from the annotation of a GenBank genome assembly.
AUGCAACAUAUUGAACAGUUUAAAAGAUUACUAGUGAAUGAAAUACAUGAACGAACAUCUCUUUAUUAUACCAAGCCAAGAAACAAAUUUCCAUGUACUGAUAGCGAAUUUGUAGCAGUAUUUGGAGAACAAUUAAAUCGAUUUUCACCAGCAAAACGUACCUAUCGAUCAGCAGAAAAUGAAAUUAGCAAGAAUAAUUCAAACCAAUCACUUGACAAUAGUACCACCAAAGAUGACUUGGAAUGGUUCCAAAAAAAUAUUAAUGAUGCAAAAGGGCAUGAAACAUCAAAUGGACAAUUAAGAAUUAUAUUUCAUUUAGAUCAAAAUUAUUAUAUGUCAAAAAAAAUUCUUACUAUGUAA